Molecule: messenger RNA, 755 nt
Organism: Amphibalanus amphitrite
Lineage: Eukaryota; Metazoa; Arthropoda; Thecostraca; Balanomorpha; Balanidae
Product: poly(A)-specific ribonuclease PARN-like
Exons: 6
Coding region: 102-755 (217 amino acids)
Biological process (GO): nuclear-transcribed mRNA poly(A) tail shortening
Cellular component (GO): cytoplasm
Molecular function (GO): RNA binding; poly(A)-specific ribonuclease activity
Source: RefSeq, a predicted model, not a curated record
UAAUUUUAAUUAUUUGAUUUUUGUUGCAUUGUUGAGUUUCAAGAAAAUUACCUACAUGAGUUAGAACUAAAAAGAAAGUCAUUGGCUCUAACUGAUACAGAAUGGAUGUGACGAAAGACAACUUCGCCUCCUCUCUGGAGCGGAUCCGUGCUGCCAUCUGCCGCAGUUCGUUCCUGGCUGUGGACUGCGAGUUCAGCGGACUGUCGACAGGUGGCAGCUCGAGCAAAUUUGACACCCCAGAGGAGAGAUACGCACAUCUACGGCGAACGGCCUCCGGGUUCCUCGUGAUUCAGUUCGGUCUGGCGGCCUUCACUCUGGAGAAAGAGAAAAACAGGUACAUUCAGGAGACAUUCAACUUCUACCUGUUCCCGCGCCACCAGAGCCAGGGCUCGUUCAUUUGCCAGCCCUCCAUGGAGUUCCUCCUGGAGAAUGGGUUCGACUUCAACAAGCUCAUAAAAGACGGCAUUCCGUACCUGCCGCCUGCCCAGGUCGAGUCACUCCGGGACCGACUGGAGUCUCAGCUCCGUGACUCUGAGGCGGCGCCGUCCCCGGCUCAGAAGGGUACCACCGGCACCUCGGGUACUCCUGGUACCACCCUGCAGCCGACGCCCGUACCGGAGAACCAAGCCGACUUCGUGGAACGGGCCAUAUCGGAGAUUAACAAGUUCGUGGAAGGCUCAGAAGAGUACCUAGACUUCCACAAACUCAGUCCAUUCCAGCGCAAACUUCUAUACGAUCAUGUACCAAACAGGUAG